Molecule: messenger RNA, 1527 nt
Organism: Rotaria sp. Silwood1
Lineage: Eukaryota; Metazoa; Rotifera; Eurotatoria; Philodinida; Philodinidae
Source: the annotation of a GenBank genome assembly
AUGACUAAAGAAGAAUGGAUACCAAAACCAUCAAAACCACGACGUAUGUCAAUUGUUCGAGAAUUUGCUUUGAAUACAUCCACUCAUGGUUUGCCUGGUAUUGCACGUAGUCAAAGUAAACACAAUUGUAUCUUUUGGACUUGUUCAUUUCUCAUUUUUACUGGUGUUAUGAUCUAUUUUGUCAGUCAAUCAAUUCAAAACUAUUUUCAAUAUCCAACACAAACAUCAGUAUCAGUUGUUGUUGAACGAUCACAAACAUUUCCAGCAGUUACAAUUUGUAAUUAUUCACCUAUGCGUUAUGAUACUUUUAUAGCAGAUUUCUUAAAUUAUACAACUUCAAUUAAUGUAACCAAUAUAAACGACACAACGUUUACUGAACAACAAACCAGUCAAAUUUAUAAUUAUUUACGAAAUAAACUCAAUAUAAAUGAAUCUAUGGAUGAAUAUUUCUUUUCUCUUGAAUUCAUGUUAAUAGAAUGCUCAUACAAUAAUCAACAAUGUAGGGCAGAUGAUUUCACUUUUUUUUUGUCAUCUAAAUAUGGUCGUUGUUAUACAUUUAAUGCAAAAACAAAAGAUUUAAAUAAUAGCAAAAUUCGACAAACCAAUGAUGAUGGAGGUUCAGGAAAGCUUAUAUUACGCCUCUAUGCACACAGUGAUCUGUAUGUUCCAUAUGUUUCAGGAGAUGUGUCAGUUGGAAUGGUAGCUAUGGUUCAUGACAAUACAGAAUUACCAUUGAUUGAUGUAGCUGGCAUUGAACUUACAUCAGGACGAAAACAUAAACUUGGUUACAAGAAAAAAGCAAAUUACUUUUUAUCUUCACCAUAUACAGAAUGUACAGAUAAAGUACCUAUUGUAAUGCAAGCAAUGUUCGAUCGAUAUGGAGGGGCUGAUUAUGCAUAUUCACAAGGUGUAUGUUAUUUACUUUGUACUCAAGCAUAUAUCUAUGACCAAUGUCGAUGUGUAAAUCCAAAAGCAUGGUCAGCUCGAUCAGUUAUUCUUACUGAUAAAAAUACAAUUUUUGAAGCACCACUUUGUAACUUUGCUGAUGGUUGUUAUAUGAAUGCUACUUCUAGAAUUUUCAGUACAAUAUCAAUUUGGAAUCAGUUUUGUUCACAGUGCACUCAAGAAUGUUCCGUUGUUGAUUUCGUAAUUACACCAUCUUCAACAUUAGCGCCAUCUACUUGGUAUGCAAAUAUAACUAAAGCCUUUGUUGAAUCUCACCGUAAUAUAAAACCUACAAACUGGUCAACAAAUUGGUUAUCAGAAGUUCAAAAUAAUUAUGUUGGACUAGAAGUUGUAUGUCUAUCAACUGAAGUAGAAAAUUACACACAAGAAGCAUCAGUUCAACCGGUUGAUGUUAUUUCAAAUGUCGGUGGUCAUACAGGAUUAUGGAUUGGAAUUAGUUUCUUAUCAAUAAUGGAGUUCAUUGAAAUGCUUUAUCGUCUUUUACGAUAUCAAUAUGAUACUACUAAACAAAUCAUACAAAACAAAAUAAGAAGAAGACAACAAAUACAUGGACUUACAUAG